UCUUUCAUUUGGUUUCUGAGUAAGUAUGAGUCAACUCCAGUGUGACUCAACCUGCACCAUCUCCAUCUCCAUCCAUCCCUCCAUCCUUCAGAGUUCUCCCUGAGGCAGCAUGAUUGACUCCCCGACUGUCCAAUCAUAUGUUUGAGAGUAGGCGCGACCAACCAAUCACGUAUAAGAAGGCGGGACCAAGCCUGCGCCUGUCCAAUCAGCGCGCAGGAUGCGGCAGUGGUGGUGCGGAACUCGACGCCGCUCUUGAUGACUUGCUGUUCAUUUUGUGGUUUUCCUCACACCAGCAUAGCAACCGGGAAACAAACAUGGAUGGAAACAGUACAGCGUUUCACGUUCAGCUUUACAUCUACGACCUGUCAAAGGGAAUAGCGCGCCAGCUCAGCCCGAUAAUGCUCGGGAAGCAGCUCGAUGGAAUUUGGCACACUUCCAUUGUGGUUUAUGGUGAGGAGUUCUUCUUCGGUGGUGUGGGGAUCUCCAGCUGCCCUCCGGGCGGGACGAUGCUCGGGCCACCAGAUUCAGUGGUGGAAUUGGGAAGCACAGAGGUGAACGAGGAGAUCUUCAUGGACUACCUGUCAUCACUCGGAGAAAGCACAUACAGGGGCGAGAGAUACAGGUUGUUUGAGCACAACUGUAACACCUUCAGCAACGAGGUGGCUCAGUUCCUAACAGGCCGAAAGAUUCCGUCUUACAUCACGGACCUGCCAGCAGAAGUGCUCUCCACGCCAUUUGGGCAGGUCCUGCGGCCGAUCCUUGACUCCAUCCACAUUGCGCCCCUGGUGGAAGCGUUAUCAACAGCCAGAAUAAUCGCAGCUAGGGUCAUGCUGGGUUGAGACUCGUGGAUCAGUUCUCCUGUUGUACAGACACACGACUCGAGUCCUCGCCUCUGAUCCUCACGCCUCAGUCCUGAAGCCACAGUCAGGGAUCUCAUCACCUUCCACUGACUGACCACACAAAACAAAUCACCUAGCACACCCAUGAAAUAGAGAAGGAAUCCAGCAAGCAGAAGAUGAGCUGUGGAUCUGCCAGUGUGGAUCUACUGCUUUUGGUCUUCAGACAUCUCUGUCUCACUGGACAGCAUUUUGAGCAACAUGAGGAAGAAAUUUAGCCAUUUAACUAUGGGAUAAGUCACUUUAUUUAUUUUAUAAUUCAUUAAACACCUACAUUUCAUGACUAAAGAAAUAAUCAUUUAACUCACAGUCCAGAUGUGCAUUUCACCCCCAGAUCUUCAGUCACCAGAAAGUCUACAGGAAUCAUCAGUAUUAUAGAGAAGUGCAGAAGAUCAGAGCUGCAUCACACACAGGAUCUCAUCCAGAGAGAAUAAACAUCACUAACACAACAAACACAAUGAUCACAAUUCAACACGUCUCCUUUCACUGGAGCCACAACUUCACCUCCACAUACAUCAUCACACACACACACACACACACAUCAUCUCUAACAGAAGCCUCGACAUUCACCUCAUCUCAUCACCCUGUGUUUCUGUAGUACUUUAAACCCCCCGGGGAUUACGGUCUUCACAGGGAUUUGAAAUGAAGGUAAAUUGUGUAUUUUUGCGCUGGAAAGAAAACGCAAAAGUAUAAAUGGGUUAAAAAAAACAGCUGUGUGGAAGUGUUGAAGGUGACCUUUCCUCAUGAUGUCAAGCUUUUUUUUUCCAAGUCCAUCUUGUAAACAAGAGCAUCUGUGAUCAAAUCAGUUUCUUUUCCCCUGUCAGAGCUCUGACUAGUCCCACGAAGCCCCAGUUUGAUUGGAGCUCCAGUUUUUGUUCGGAGCCCCAAUUUGAUUGGAGCUUCAGUUUGAUCGGAGCCCCAGUUUGAUCAGAGCUCCAGUUUGAUCAGAGCUCCAGUUUGAUCAGAGCUCCAGUUUGAUCAGAGCUCCAGUUUGAUCAGAGCUCCAGUUUGAUCAGAGCUCCAGUUUGAUCGGAGCCCCAGUUUGAUCAGAGCUCCAGUUUGAUCAGAGCCCCAGUCUGAUUGGCCAUGAAUCCCUGAUUGUGGCACUUCUUGAGCAUUCUCACAAAGCACACUUUCUGAUCAUAACUCCAUCAUGUUAUUUCUAAUGCAGCAGGAUCUCCAUAGAAACGGCUUCCAUUGCACACUAACACCUUUCUACACUUUAAACACUUUUAAACAUAGGCACAAUAAAUCUCUUCUUACAGCUGUGUUGAUUGAGAGCGACAGUAUUGACGCGUCCUGUAUCCUGCUCUCGGCUCUCAAAUCAACUAUUUAUUAUCUUUCUAAUUUUGUUCUGUAAAUCUUUAGGAAACCGAGCGUCCAUUCAUUUGCACAUUGUUUCAACUCCUGACUUCUUUCCUGUGUGUGUGUGUGUGUGUGUGUGUGUGUGUGUGUGUGUGUGUGUCAGAAGUUGCCAUAUUACAGUAUUAUUCUUUGAUCUGAUCUGCACUGGUCAUGAUGUAACCCGAAUUUAUUACAAUUUCUAUUUAUUAACAAUAAUGUAAUAAAUUAAAGGAUGUAUUAAUUUGCCAUAAUUAUUGAUGUCUUUAUGAUUCAUGCAGCGUGUAGUGUGUAUUUGAAAUGUUAUAUUAUAUUGAUAUUAUUAUUCUAUCAUACAAAUAUAUUCAUCUGAAUAAAGAGAAGCAGCUACGAUCA
Messenger RNA from Silurus meridionalis, 2612 nucleotides. RefSeq names its product desumoylating isopeptidase 1a (gene desi1a). NCBI's taxonomy places the organism in Eukaryota, Metazoa, Chordata, Actinopteri, Siluriformes, Siluridae. Gene Ontology annotation, biological process: protein modification by small protein removal. The transcript is spliced from 7 exons. Gene Ontology annotation, molecular function: peptidase activity. The record is from RefSeq and is a predicted model, not a curated record. The coding region runs from base 138 to 839 and encodes 233 amino acids.